Cololabis saira (Pacific saury) is the source of this 4347-nucleotide messenger RNA. RefSeq names its product telomerase reverse transcriptase (gene tert). Lineage: Eukaryota; Metazoa; Chordata; Actinopteri; Beloniformes; Belonidae. The record is from RefSeq and is a predicted model, not a curated record. The transcript has 16 exons. Gene Ontology annotation, molecular function: telomerase RNA binding; telomeric repeat DNA binding. Gene Ontology annotation, biological process: telomere maintenance via telomerase. Bases 106 to 3435 code for a protein of 1109 amino acids. Gene Ontology annotation, cellular component: telomerase catalytic core complex.
GCGGUCCUUAAAAAGUUGGUUCGCCUGGUUCGACACAGCAAACCUGCUAUAACUAUGUUUUUCUUCUGUUGAAAGUCAGCGCGACGGCUUCAUGCAGUCAUUGCCAUGUCUGCAAAUGAUCUCUCUGGCGUGCUCGACAUCCUGCGGUCACUGUAUGGACAAAUGCAGACUCUGCAGGAGUUUGCGGACAGUGUCGUCUUCAGAGAGGGCAAGAGGGCAGUUCUCGUAGAGCAGUCAGACACAAACCGCUUUAAAUCCUUCGUUAAGGGUGUUUUUGUUUGCUUUGAUAAGGAGCUACAGCAAGUCCCAAGCUGCAACCAGAUUUGCACUCUCCAAGAACUCCUGGCAUUUGUUCUUAACAAUCUGAAAAGGAAAAAGAAAAGAAACAUCCUGGCACAUGGUUAUAAUUAUUUGACUCUUGCACAGGAAGAUCGAGAUGCAGACCACUUCAAAUUCCAAGGUGACAUAACUCAAAGUGCUGCCUACAUCCAUGGCAGUGACUUAUGGAAGAAGGUCACGAUACGUCUUGGUACUGACAUCACACGUUACCUGCUGGAGUGCUGCUCUGUAUUUGUGGCAGCCCCUCCUUCCUGUAUUUUCCAGGUUUGUGGGGUUCCGGUUUAUGACAGGGUCUCGAUUACCACUGCAUCAAGUCGAUUUUAUCUCCAACGUCAAAUUGGGAAAGUCUGUCGCUCUCAGCUUGGAAGAAAUAGAGGAUUAGUGAUCUUAAAUAGAGGACACAUUGCUGAGAAUCCUGCUGCAAGCAAGAAGAAGAAAAAUAGAAAUGAUGAAAGACACUGUAAGAUAAAAAGAAAGAGAGAACCUGAUCCCAACGACGAGGAAACUGCAACAUGUUCUUCAAGAAAGAGGAGACGAGUGGCCCGCCAACUACAUAAAGAGGAAAUCCAACAGGUCUGCUGUGAAACAGCAGAAGAAAAAGAACCUACUUCUGUUGAAUCAACAUUGUCUAAGAAAAUUGCUGAAAAUUGCAUGACAGGUUUCAAACAGCUUUUUGCGACAUCAGCAGCCAUACUUCCUUUGGAGGUUGGUUCCAGUUGGAGAGCAGGGACUUUUCCCCCUUUGCCGGCCUCACAAUGUUUUAUCCGCACACAAGGAUUUUUGUAUGGAGGCAGAGGCAUGCAUGGCUUCCUUCUCAACAGGAAAAGGAAGACUGCAGAUGGAUCCAGGAGGUUACAAGGGAACGAUUUGAUUAGAAUCAUCUUCUUUGAGGGCCUGGCACAUUUAAACGGGAUGGAAAGUAAACCAAAGAAACUCCCUCGCCGUUUUUUUAAUAUGGUUCAACUGUUUAGUCAGGUAUUGCAACAACACAGGAAAUGCCCAUACAGCAAGAUUCUGCAGAAAAUGUGCCCAGUGAUCAAGGAGAGCAGCGCACGACAGGAAGAAUUAAACUCCCUGUCACACAAGCACUGUGCUCCUCAUCGAGUUUACCUUUUUGUCAGGGAAUGCCUCUCCACUGUGAUCCCACAAGAGCUGUGGGGCUCUGACCACAACCGACUUAACUUCUUUGUCAGAGUGAGAGGCUUGCUGCACAGUGGCAAGUUUGAGAGGCUCUCACUAGCAGAGAUUAUGUGGAAGAUGAAAGUGAAUGACUGCAGCUGGUUGAAGAUCAGUAAGACUGGCUCCUUUCCUCCCAGUGAGCUUGCAUACCGAACUCAGAUCUUGGGUCAGUUCUUGGCUUGGCUUCUGGGUGGCUAUGUUGUAGGGCUCAUACGAGCCUGUUUCUAUGCCACUGAGAUUUUGGGACAGAAAAAUGCCAUCAGGUUCUACAGACAGGAAGUCUGGACAAAACUUCAAGAUUUGGGUUUCAGAGGUCACCUAUCUAAAGGCCAGAUGGAGGAGUUGACUCCAGCUCAGGUGGCAUCUCUCCCCAAAGGGACUGUCAUCUCCCGUCUUCGUUUCAUUCCCAAGACUGAUGGCAUGAGGCCAAUCACACGAGUCAUAGGAGCAGAUGCCAAAACCAGGCUCUAUCAGGGGCGUGUCCGAGAUUUGCUGGACAUACUUAGGGCCUGUGUACGCUCAACUCCAUCCCUUCUUGGGUCCACGGUGUGGGGCAUGACAGAUAUCCACAAGGUGUUGUGCUCUCUGGCACCAGGCCAGAAGGACAAACCUCAACCCCUCUACUUUGUUAAGAUUGAUGUGAGUGGAGCGUAUGAGAGCCUGCCACAUGAUAAACUCAUAGAGGUGAUUAGCCAGGCCCUGUCACCUGUCCAGGAUGAGCUCAUCACUGUCCGCCGCUAUGCCAAGAUCUGGUUGGAUUCCCAGGAAGGUCUGAAAAAGACCUUUGUUAGACAGGCUGAUUUUUUGGAGGAUAACAUGGGACCCACCAACAUGAAGGGUUUUUUAACUGCACUGCAGAAAAAUGGCAAAAUCCAUCACUCCAUCCUGGUAGAGCAGCAUUUCUGCUCAGACCUUCGUGGCACUGAGGCGUUGCAGUUCUUCAUUCAGAUGUUAACUGGCAGCGUUGUUCAGUACGGGAAGAAGACGUACCGUCAGUGCAGAGGGAUUCCUCAGGGGUCAGUGGUGUCCAGUCUGCUCUGCUGUCUUUGCUACGGCCACAUGGAGAACGCUCUCUUCAAAGACAUCAUUGGAAACAAACUGUGUUUAAUGAGACUGGUGGAUGACUUCCUUCUUAUAACCCCACACCAACACGAAGCUCAGUCUUUUCUCAAGAUCUUGCUAAACGGGGUACCGCAGUAUGGUCUGGUGGUCAACCCUCAGAAGGUGGCGGUCAACUUUCAAGUAUUAGCAAGUGUGGGCCCUUGCCCUGGCAUCCACGUCCUGCCUCCUCACUGCCUCUUCCCCUGGUGUGGACUCCUGCUGGACACCCACACACUGGAUGUCUAUAAAGACUACUCCAGCUAUGCUGGCCUCUCGCUGCGCUACAGCCUUUCUUUGGGCUCUUUCCACUCAGCAGGACAGCAAAUGAAGAGGAAGCUGAUGGCCAUCCUCAGACUCAAAUGCAAUGCUCUCUUCUUGGACCUCAAGACCAAUUCUCUUGAAGCAGUGUACAAGAACAUCUACAAGCUGGUGCUGCUGCAUGCGUGCAGGUUCCACGUAUGUGCCCACUGUUUGCCCUUUGGUCAGAGUGUUGCCAAGAACCCAGUCUUCUUCCUGCAGAUGAUAUGGGAUAUGGCGCAGUAUGCCAAUAAGCUCAUCAGGCGCAGCAACAAAGGAAUGAUUUUAGGUUGUAAAGCCCAGACGGGCAUUGUGCAGUAUGAGGCAGUGGAGCUGAUUUUCUGUCUGUCCUUCUUGCUGGUCCUGUCUCAACACCGACCGCUCUAUAAAGACCUCCUGACGCACCUUCACAAACGUAAACGCAGUCUCGAGCGACGUCUUGGGGAUCUAAGGCUGGCCAGAGUCCGACAGGCUGCCAACCCAAGAACCCCACCCGACUUCUUGUCCAUCCAGAUGUAGACCAGUCACUGGAUUCAUUCACAGUUCACAAAAAAAAGCCAACAAAGAAUAAUAUUAGAAGGUGAAAUCCAGCUUCCCUGAGAUGUUAAUGAUGCCAGUUUUAUCUAUGUUGCAUAAACACUUUAAUAUCAGAUACUUUUCUUUUUAUGAUUUGUCAGUGAUCUGAAAUAACUUAAUUUAAGAUAUGGUGGAAACAGGAACAAAGAAAACAUUUCUUCCAGUCAUCCAGUAUAAAACACUGAAAUUAUGUCACUUCUCAUCAACAUUCCCUUAUCCAACAAUGACAAGGAAAUCAAUAUAAUAUCAAUAAAAAUUAAAGAUAAACCACUCGCCAGUCGAGUGUGUAAACGGCUAUGUGCCUCUUUGGACUUUGGUUUACAUGUUCGUUGUCAUUUUCCACAAGAACGAUGUGAUGUUAUUUUAAGAUGAAAUACGUGCACAGAGAUAUUGUGAGUUAGAACAGUAAGGGCCAAAUCCACAAAGAAUAGUUUGCGCCCGCAAAUAGCGCUGUGAAUUGCGCUGCAUUUGCCCCCGCAAUUUGCCCCGCUUUAAGGUCCUAUUCACAAAAGAUUUUGCUCUAAUGAUAUACCAGCGCAAACACGCCCAUAAAGUUUUGCGGCUGAGUGCAAAUUGCACUUGUCUGAGUAAGUGAGCGGAGCUGUUUCCAGUGUUCUCCAUAUUUCUGCACACACAUUGGUCCAUAAUAAAAACUGCAGAAAUAAAAAGUAAAGCGAGUGAAAAUAAAACGCCGUGAGGCGCAAGGGCGCAAUUUCCACUGGGAACAGGGGGGGCAUUUCCCCCCCCCACUUUUCAAACUCAUGCUUUAGUCCCCCCCAGCUUUUUUACAGUUUAAGAACUAACGGUAGACUCAGCCUGUAUUACAAAUCAUCCAGACACUGUGCGAAGAGCCCC